AUGUUUUUGCGGUACGUUGACCGGAUUAGCGGAUGUUACUCAUUAGCCUCCUAUCAUCAGUCCCAAAUCAUCCGUCAAUGGAAUUUUCCAACACUUUUUUCCCGCCGGGGGGGGGUUUUUCCCCCCCCGGUGGCCCGCCACCCCCUUUCCUUGGGUCCCUUUUUUUCAAAUUUUUCGUUUGGGGGUUCUUCCUUUCCCUUAUCUCUUGGGUUGUCCUCCCCCUUUUUUGAAUCCCCCAAUUUUUUUUUCCCCCUCCCUCCCUUUUUCUUUUUUCUGUUUUCUUCCCUGUUUUUAAAAUCUAUUUGUUUCCCCUUUUUUAUUUUCCCCAAAAUUUUUGAUUUCCCCCACUCGGGCCUUUUCUUGCCCCCUUUUUUUAAAUUUUUUAAAACCUUUUUUCCCCUUCCUUUUUUACAAGGGGGGGUUUCCGCCCGUUUCUCCAUGAAAAAUCCUAAUCCCCGUGGGGUUAACUUCAAUCACUGCCUUUUUUCUGGGAAUCGCCCCUUCCCCUUUUUUUGGGGGCCCCCCCCCCUUCCCUUUUCAACCAAAUUACCUUCCCUUUUUGUCUUUUUGGGCCUGGGGGAUUUUCCCUUUCUAUUUAUUUCGCAAACCCGUUACCUGGCCCUUCCUUGGGCCCAAAUCAGGGUCCUCCCCCUUUUUUUGCAUUCCUUUCCUUUCCUUUCCCCGGGGUCCGGGGCUUUUACCCUUUUCCACCCGGGGGACCCCCUUCCUUUCACCCCCCGGGGUUCUCCCCCUUUACCCCAAAGUGGAAAACUCUCGGGCCCCUCUUUCCCCGGGCCAACCUCCCAAAUUCCCCACCAUCAGGGAAAAAUUUUUAAAACCCCCCUCCCCCCGGGGUCACCAUCCCUUUUUAGGGGGCCCCCCUUUGCUUUGUCCUUGUCCGCUUUUUGUAACCUUUUUUUUCACCGCCGUUGUUUUUCUCCUGACCAGAGCCCUUUUUCCCCGCCCCCCUUCCCCCAAAUUUUCGUUUUGGGUUUUUUUCCGGGGGGCACAGUUUUUCUUCCGGGGGCCUAUUUGGGAAACCCGCCAAGCCCUUUUAAAAAUCACCCCUUUUUUAAGUUUUGCCCCUCACCUGGGGACCCGGGGACCCCCUUCCCUCGUUUUAAACUUUGGGGGGGCCCUUCCCGAAAACCACCCUUUUUUGGCGUUUUGGUGGCCCGCCCCCCCUCCCAAAUUUUUUUUUCCAAGGUUUUUUCUCUUUCUCGGGGAACCCCCCCCUUUUCCCCGGGUUUCCCCCCCCCCUUUUUUUUUUUCCCCAACGGGCCCCCUCCCUCUUUUCUGGGGGGGGGUCCCCCACCAAAACCCCCUCAGACCCCGGGGGGUUUUAAAAGGUUCACCUCCCCUUUUGGGGGCCUCCCCCUUUUCCCCCCCCGACCCCCUUCCCUUCCCUCUAUUUCCCCAGGGGUUCUUCCAACCUUAUUUCCCACCCUUUUUUGGGAAGCAACCCCUUUUUUGGGGCCCCAACCCCGGUUUUUUUUUCUUUUUUGGGGGCCCCCGGGGUGGGCUCCUUCUCGGCAACUUUUAGAGUUUUUUUUUCUUCCGGGGGGGGUUUCCCCCCCCUUCGAACUCAGCCCUUUUCCUUUGGGCCCCCAAAAGGGUUUUUCCCAGGUUUUGUGGCCCCCCCCGGUUGCCGCCAGUUUUCUCCCUGCUAUAAAACGCCCCCUUUCCCCCACCUCUUUCCCACGAAACCCCCCCUUUUCCCCUUUUUCUUACCCCCGUUUCCGUAAACUACAUGUUCGAAAAAAUUUUUUUCGAGGGGAAAAAAAAAAGGGGCCUACCACAACCCCUUUCUUCUUUUUCCCUCCCGGCUUUAUUCUUCUAAUUUUGCAACGGGGUAUCGUUUUUUAA
Acanthosepion pharaonis is the source of this 1866-nucleotide messenger RNA. NCBI's taxonomy places the organism in Eukaryota, Metazoa, Mollusca, Cephalopoda, Sepiida, Sepiidae. The record is from the annotation of a GenBank genome assembly.